Messenger RNA from Mizuhopecten yessoensis (Yesso scallop), 1039 nucleotides. RefSeq lists its product as uncharacterized. The coding region runs from base 78 to 1022 and encodes 314 amino acids. The transcript is spliced from 9 exons. Lineage: Eukaryota; Metazoa; Mollusca; Bivalvia; Pectinida; Pectinidae. The record is from RefSeq and is a predicted model, not a curated record.
AUAGCGAUAGGCACGAGCUAGUCCGAGUUGUCAGAGAGGAUAACAACAUUCCGGUCACCAUUUCCGUUUACAGUGCCAUGAUGUUACAAACUGUGCUGUUAGUUCUCUGUGUCAGCGUGUUUCCAGUCCUUGGUAGAGAGGUGUGUCUUUGUACCGACUCUGAUGUCGUAAUACGGAAAUUACCUAGUCCAACAGCUUCUGUCACCGGAAAGCUCGCCACGGGAUCAUGCCUAAAUGUUUCUCAGUUUGAAAGAACUGGUGAAUGGCUAAAGAUAGUAGGGAAUGGGAUACAGACGGGUUACUUGCUUGAAUCAGACGGUGUGCAUCGAAGGAGCUGUCCAGAUCACCGCUCCAUGCGUGCUACCUCUGAAUCAGUUUACUGUCGACACGAGUGUCCUACUGAGUGUUGUGGUGUACAUUCUGGUUCCCCCACCCAUCACCAUGGAGUUUCAGUAUUGUCCCACUGGCCACAACAGAUGUUUAAGCACUUCUGUGUCCGGUUUGCUCCUGUAUGGUCGCACUGGGGCCACUGCAGUGUAACAUGUGGAGUAGGGACAAGACAUCGUCAUUGUACUCUUUUUUGCUCUUCUUUGAAUUCCACACAACAAACGCAAAUUUGUCACCACAGCGCAUGCCCAGUGGUAAACCUCGUGUCUGAUCACGUGUGUGACAAGGUCUCUGUUGUCCAAGCAGUCGCUCUUCAGGUCGCAGAGAAUUGCUCAGGACAAGGUCAUCUACCAUUCACACCGUUCGUGAUCCAGCAUUGUAGAGCUCCGGCAUCCGUGGCCGACUGGGUCGCUGGUUCUAAGGUAUCGACAAGCUGUAACACACUCGCAAUGUACUCACCUGUCGCAACAUUCUACAACAGUGGUCACCAUGAUAUCAUGACAGGAGUGUUUGUUGGAUGCGCGACCAAUGACGAAUUCAAGGUAAUCACUAGCUCGUGUGGAAUGUCACCACAGGUUAUGCAUAUCUCAAUCAGAAAUGGGACAUUCAAUCACUUUUACCAAGUCAAAUGGUAAUAAUGAGAAUAAACCGU